This is a messenger RNA of Trachymyrmex cornetzi, 3878 nucleotides long. Its product is annotated as aryl hydrocarbon receptor nuclear translocator-like protein 2. The coding region runs from base 19 to 2613 and encodes 864 amino acids. Gene Ontology annotation, biological process: regulation of DNA-templated transcription. The transcript is spliced from 12 exons. Gene Ontology annotation, cellular component: transcription regulator complex; nucleus; cytoplasm. Lineage: Eukaryota; Metazoa; Arthropoda; Insecta; Hymenoptera; Formicidae. Gene Ontology annotation, molecular function: protein dimerization activity; DNA-binding transcription factor activity. The record is from RefSeq and is a predicted model, not a curated record.
CCACGUGCGUCGCGAAACAUGGCGGAAAAGCAACGCCGCGACAAUCUCAACGCAAAUAUAUCGACGAUGGCGACCCUUGUGCCGAGCGUUGCUGGAAGCUCGAGGAGAAUGGACAAAAUAUCCAUCCUAAGAUUAGCUACCGCUUUCCUGAGGACACGUUACACCCUCGGAAGAGGCUGCACGAACUUCCUUCCCCCGUUGUUCAAAGAUCAAUUUGAUCUGGAGCAAUUUUUUGUUGACCACCUGGUUGACAGCGGAGGUUUUUUCAUCGUUCUCACCACAAAAGGGAACAUCGUCUAUGUUAGUCGACAAGUGGAGCAACACCUCGGUCAUGUUCAGAACGAAUUGCUGGGUCAGUGCCUGUUCAAUUUCAUCUAUCCCGAUGACCUUGAUGAGCUCAAGCGUAAUCUUUUGCCCGAUGGGCAGCCGAUGUCAUCGUCGACGCCAUCACCGAUGAACAUCCCGCAGGUGUCCGAGUUGACACACGAUAACAGUUCCAACUCUUCUGAGGAAUCCUCGACGUCAAGUCAACGGUCGAACGAGAAGCCCAAACGCUUCUUCGAGCAGAGGCGGAACUUCAAAAUCCGCAUAGCGCAACGCACUAAUUCCAGGCGCGACCACACGCAGUACGAGUGUUUCGACGUUUCGGGUCUUCUCCGACUCGCAGAAGCCUGCAAAAACGUGGACAUCAACGAGCACAGAGGGAGACAACGGGAGGCGACGAGCACAACCAACGACAUCGUUUUUGCCGGCAUAGCGACUCUGCCACAGAAACGGCCCAUCACCGAAUUGUCGAUAAUGGACGCCAAUAAAGACGAGUAUGUGACGCGGCAUCUGGUCGAUGGGCGUAUCAUUUAUUGCGACCAUAGGGUAUCGGUCAUUGCCGGGUACCUGUCAGAGGAGAUAUCGGGUUUGAACGCAUUCGGCUUCAUGCAUAAGGACGAUUGUAGGUGGACGAUGAUCGGCCUACGGCAAAUGUACGACCGCGCCGAAAUGUGCGGCUCGUCGUGCUACAGGCUACUCACAAAGAACGGUGAGUUCAUCUACUUACGGACCCACGGUUAUUUGGAAAUUGACAGAGAUAUGAAUAUGGUGGAAUCCUUCGUUUGUGUUAACACCAUGGUGACGGAAGAUGAGGGUAUUCAACUAAUAAAAGAGAUGAAAACGAGGUUCUCUGCGACCGUGUCCACAAGUAGUAGAAGUCUGAUUCCAGAUAUCGGCAAUAACGCACUACCAACAUCACCGGACAUGAACACCCCGUCAUCAAAUUCAAAAGCCAGCGUUGAAGAUCCAUCGCAGCUCGAAGUCGCUAUUAAUCACCUAAUCAGCGAUUUACCCUCGUCAGUUAUAACGGAGGAUUGUUCGUCUCCUUCACCGAUGCCGCAUACGCAGUACGUAAAGGCUGCUAUAUUUUCUUCCCGUAUGCCACCAGUUUCCGCGCAAGCCAAUAAGAUCGGCAUUAAUCAAAUCAACCGAUGCGUGAUUAUUCAAGGAAAAGUAUCUCCCAAACAAGAGUCUAUUGGAAAAUUGAUUAAUUCGAAUAGCGCGGAGCAAAGCCCAAUAUCGGAUUCAGAGAGCGCGAUGCCGUCCGGCAAGCCUUUAUCAAUACUUGAAAUGAUAAACGCUGGCCACAACAGCCAUGGCAAUACUCAAAACGAUAUGUCUGCACAAUCGAAAGUUCUUGCUACUCGCAAGUCUGGUAAGAGCUCCCGCGCGCCUCGUAAUCAUACAUCUUGUUUGGAUAGUUCUCCAAAUGCAAAUGUUUUGAACGAAGGCACCACAUGCAAUAUCAAGGUAGAACGUGGCACCGAGGGAACGUUCAAUUGUGUAAAAAAGCAGGAGGGACAAUAUUUUGAUGACAGCGCGAGUGAUAAUUCUAUCGCCUCGUCGGGAAUAGAAGUACAGAACAGGUUGAAAAGGAUAUGCAGCGACGAGGAUCUUCUGGUGACAAACAACAAGAAGAGAUCUAACGAUGUGUACACAUCGAUGAUAAACAAUGAACAACAGCGUAUCUCCUACUUGAAAUGCAGGUCUUUCGCAUCUGAGUAUCCGACAUAUUCCGAUGAAUUUAAUCAAUACAAUGAUGUCAAUUCGCAACCGCUGACAGUGGCGGAGUCGCCUAAUUCGAGUUUACAUGAAGUCGGAACCGAUUAUCAACAGUUGGUAGAUCCCGCCGUGCCGUUAGGCGCAACAAAUCACGAAGAACAGUUUGUUGAUUUGCAGGAUCUGAAGGAGGAUACGUUACUAAGUUCGGAACUUGAUGCAAGUCCAGAACUCAUGAUGAAGAUAUUUGGCGGUCUACGUAAUGGGACUACAGGUUUCGAAGUUAUUUCAGAUUUCGACGAAACAAAAAUACAGCAACUAACACCUGAUGAUCAAGUGGUGAAUGACGAGUUAAGCCGGACAUAUUACCAGUUAGCAGACAGCAUGGCACUGCAUGAGUCUCAAAUCAACGUACUAGCACGUGAUCUCAAGAACCCAGCUCUCCGUGGUCAAAGAAAAAACUUGUCACAAUUACAGGCCGAGCAUAAUAUGCAGAAGCAAAUGCUCAAAACCUUGCAACAGGAUCACUGUAAAAUGCAAAUGAGCGCCAAGCAAAAACUUGGCAUCUGAGAAACGGAAUGGUCUCCGAGUCACUUUGCGAAAACCACUUUCAAGAAGCGAACUUAAUACGAUGCAUCCCGGAAAUUGUUGUAAUUGUUGUAAUUAAUAAGAAAUAAGCUUUAAAAGUUAUCCUUUCCUCGAAGGAUUAGAACAAAGCUUUCGACAUACGCGCAAGUUGCAUAAUAUUUCUCGAUUUGUGUUGCGAUAUCGUGUUCUGAGAUUUCUCUGUUUUGGAAUUACACUGAUAUCAUCAAGAUUUAUGACGAAGAUAAGAUCUGGAUAAUCAUUAUCAGUGCAGCAACGAAGAUUUGUGGGCACCGUAUGUAAAACUGCUCAGCUUACGAAGAAGAAGGUAUUGCUUAAGUUGACCGCAAGUGAUUUAUCUAUUACUAAAACAGUCUGUGUGUUCGCUUCGAUCCGCAUUUUCCUCUGGUCAGUGGAAAAAAAACGAAAUGGAAAGACAGUGAGACAAAGAACUCACACACUAUAAUCGAGCGAUUAACACAUAUAAAUUAUUCUUUUUCUUUCCUUGUCGUUUUCUUAACUCUGUGGGAUUAAGAACUUUAAUUGCGCGCUGUCAUGUAAAAGGUUGCGCGCUUUGCUCACUAACUGAUUAUGCAAAGAUCGUACAAAAUCGCAUUGAAUACUGUUAUUUAAAACGUUGAUACAUUAUAAAUAACAGUCGCUACUCAGGCAGAUUUCCUGCGGCGAUCGAGUGUUAUGCAGUUGGCAAUUUUCAAAUUUUACGAUGGAAUUAACUUGUAUAUAUAAUAUACAUUCGAUUUUAAUACAGCACGGCCGCGUGCGGCACUUUCCUCGUGCUAACUCGCUCGCCGCGAAUUCGGUCGAGCUUAAAUACUACCUCUGCGAUUACGUAUUUGUAUCGGAUGGAUACAGAACCAGUCUUACUUAUUUCUUUAUUCUAUUGGUUGUAAUUACGAAUCUAUGAUGUUAAAUAUUAAUAAUACUCAUAGUACUGACAUCUUUUUAUAAUUGUAAAAGGACGUCACUGAAAGUAUGAAAAGACAAUUUGGUAAUUUUAACGAAUGAUGUUAAUAACUUAUCGCGUCUCGUGUUUUAUUGCGUAUUUAUGUGGAAGAACAAAAAGCUAAAUUUAGGGAUAUGUCUAUAAGGUUGCCACACUAUAGACCAGAUUUGCUCUAUUUUUAGUGAGACAGUUUAAUAACUGCAUGUACCUGAAUUUCUUUUAUGUUUAAAUAUUCUGUAAUGUUUGAAAAUUGGUAGUCCAAUCACGUGUUAUUGAAAAUAUAAAA